Vespa mandarinia (Asian giant hornet) is the source of this 728-nucleotide messenger RNA. RefSeq names its product death-associated protein 1. Lineage: Eukaryota; Metazoa; Arthropoda; Insecta; Hymenoptera; Vespidae. The record is from RefSeq and is a predicted model, not a curated record. Gene Ontology annotation, biological process: cellular response to amino acid starvation; negative regulation of autophagy; apoptotic signaling pathway. Gene Ontology annotation, molecular function: death domain binding.
GAUCUUUGUAUACUCCCCACUAUCGAUACUAGCAAUGUUCGUAUGUGUUGACGUCGACCACCGCAACGCGUAGUACGGCGUGAGGAGUGUCAUUACAACGGACGAGAAACAUAUUGUACUUUCGUAUACGAAGAAUUUCCAGUGUAUUCGAGCCUACAUACCGACACGAAAUAUGUCGAGUACAGAGGAAUGUAAACUGAAAGGCGGUCAUCCUCCAGCAGUGAAAGCAGGAGGAAUGAGGAUUACUCAACAUAAAACACCAAAGGAGGAUCGAGAUGUGAAGCCAAGCAAGGACGUUGAAGAGAGCAGACCUUCUAGCAGCCCGCCAAAGACUAUGAUGAUCAGUGGUGUUCCCGCGAAGGGAAAUGCUGAUUUUCCGCCGGAAGCUGUACAACAUUUUCAUGAAAAACCAACGCCGACGCACGAUGCUCGGCCAGCUCACUGUUCGCGUCCGAUUAUCAUUCAACAGCCCAGGAAGUGAAAUUCUAGCGUGUUUCGCGCUAUUGUUUUUGGGACCACAGAGCGCAUUUCUACGGUCCGAAUAUUUUAAAUAAACGACGGUAUCUUGAGGAUUUCACACGAAUUAAUUCGUUUGAUUCUUCUAUAUACAUUCGUUAAAAAUCUUUAAAAAGAAAAAAAGAAAAAGGAAAAAAAAUUCUAUUCGUUAUAAGCGAAUACUACUACUUGUUUCGCGUUAAUAUCCUUUAAAUCUUAAAAAGAAAAAAAAA